This is a messenger RNA of Phyllostomus discolor (pale spear-nosed bat), 2428 nucleotides long. It is a transcript of the gene CACNG6, whose product is annotated as calcium voltage-gated channel auxiliary subunit gamma 6. Gene Ontology annotation, molecular function: calcium channel regulator activity. Gene Ontology annotation, biological process: regulation of calcium ion transmembrane transport via high voltage-gated calcium channel; calcium ion transport. The transcript has 4 exons. Bases 1189 to 1971 code for a protein of 260 amino acids. Gene Ontology annotation, cellular component: membrane; L-type voltage-gated calcium channel complex. The record is from RefSeq and is a predicted model, not a curated record. NCBI's taxonomy places the organism in Eukaryota, Metazoa, Chordata, Mammalia, Chiroptera, Phyllostomidae.
GCGAGGCCGCCUCAAGCGCAGCACAGGUCCGGCGGCUCAGCAGCAGGCGGUGCGGAGCCCAGGGUUCGGAGGAUCGCGGAGCUGGGGCCGGCGCGGCACCCAGGCAGGAGGGAGAGAGGGGUCCCUGCCCAGGAGCCCGGGGUGGGAGGCCUGCGGGAGGCGCCCGGCCUGGUGCUGAGCCUGGAGUCGUCCCGGCCGGGCAGGCCCUGGGAGCCCGGGGGAGGGAGAGCCCGGUGAUCCCGAGGGAUCACAGAGUCUCUUCGAGGUCCCUGCUGUCAUUGGAACGGCGGAGGGUCUCUGUCUCCAUUUCCUGAGCCGCAGAGCAGAGCGCAGCCUAUCUGAGCCCCCGUGGGGACCCCAGGUCCCCCCCACCCCCCGCACCAGCCUGGGGGAGCCCUCAGCCCCUUUCUCUGGACUCCGCCGUGUCCCUCAGCCAUCGGUCCCCUGUCUCAGGUCCAGUGCAGACCUCUGAUCUCUGUUCUCUGAAUUCCAGCAGGUCCCCAGCCCCCCCCCCCCCCGCCCCCUUUUCCGAGCCCCAGCCAAGACUCUGCUAUUUCCUUCUGUGAAUGCUGGGGGUGGCCUCCUGUCUGUGUGAGACCCAGAAGAAGUUCGGAUCUCCCUCCUAAACCCCCGAGGGGACCCAACUCCUACCUCCUCAGACUCUGAGCCCCAAAGAAGCCAGGAGGUGCUUCCUUUCAAACGCACGGAGGACCUCAGCUUCCUCUCCUGGGUGCCUCGAACUCUGAGCCCAGUGGGGACCCGGAACAGCCCCUCAGAGCUUCGGGUGACCCCCCCACCACCUGUGGAACCCUCAGGCCCCCCCUCCUUGGCACCCAAGUUCUAGCUCGGACCUCAGGGGACCCUGAUUUUCCCCUGGGUUCUCUCCUCUUUGCUGAGUUUCUGUGGAUACCUCAGGCCCUUUGCUGAACCUCAGCAGGUUCCCCAGCGCCCGGGGGCGGCCGGAUCUUGUUUUUUUUUUUUUUCCUUUUUUCUUUUUCUUUUUUUUUCUUUCUUCCUCUUCUGAGAUCCAGAGGCACCCUCGGCUUUCCCGUGUGAGGUUCCAGGGAGAUUCAGAAAUUCCUUUUUUUUAUAGUCCAGUGGAAGCAGCUCCUCACCCGCUUCGAGCCCCCAGGCCUCCCCCACCCCCGCCCCCUCCCAGCCCUCUCGGUUCCGCUUUCUCCACAUCGUAUGAUGAUGUGGUCCAACUUCCUAAUGCAAGAAGAGAACCGGCGGCGGGCCGAGGCCGGGCGGCGGGGGCGCGGGCAGGGCCUUUCGGGGCUGUCGCCGGAGCAGGAGGGGAAGGUGAAGCUGGUGCUGCUGCUGACCGCGGUGGGUGCCACGCUGGCCGUGCUGGCCGUGGGCACCGAGUUCUGGGUGGAGCUCAACACCUUCAAGGCCAACGGCAGCGCCGUGUGCGACGCCGCGCACCUGGGGCUGUGGAAGAUGUGCACCAAGCGACUGUGGCAGGCGGACGUGCCCGCAGGCAGGGAGACGUGCGGCCCCGCGGAGCUGCCCGGAGAAGCCAACUGCACCUAUUUUAAAUUCUUCACCACUGGGGAGAAUGCACACAUCUUCCAGAGAACCACAAAGAAAGAGGUGAACCUGGCAGCUGCAGUGAUAGCAGUGGUAGGCCUGGCAGUCAUGGCCCUGGGGUGCCUCUGCAUCAUCAUGGUGCUCAGCAAAGGUGCAGAGUUCCUGCUCCGAGUUGGAGCUGUCUGCUUUGGCCUCUCAGGCCUGCUGCUCCUGGUCAGCCUGGAAGUGUUCCGGCAUUCCGUGCAAGCCCUUCUGCAGAGUGUCAGCCCAGAGCCUCCCCCAGCCCCGGCCCUGGCCUAUGAGUACUCCUGGUCUCUGGGCUGUGGAGUGGGGGCCAGCCUGGUCCUGCUGCUGGGCGGCCUCUGCUUUCUCCUGCUCACCCUGCCACCCUGGCCCUGGGGCUCACUCUGUCCCAAGCAGGGGCCCAGGGCCACCUAGGGCCACCCUGUGCUUUCCCUAAGCUCCUUCUAAAACCCUUCUUUUUUAACCCUUGCCCCGUCAAAAUCUUUUGCCUCACAUCUUGGAGAAACUGUUUUCCUUGAGCUGGGGCCCAAAUUGUUUGCACAGACCCAUCUCUCAUGCCCUCAUCUUUUCCCUCUGUAAAUACGUUUUCCUCAGUGGCUGAAUUUGGGUCGCUUAGGGGUGGGGUGGGGAGAGGCAUUUUGCAAACGAGGGUCCCCAGGGAAGGUUGCUGGGGACCUGAUGGGGUAACUAGAGAUGGGGGGGAUGAAGUCAGGGGGUGUUGGAGGGAAUUGGACCUAUUCAUUUUUCAGACUGUGGGAGAGCCUUCUGGCUAAUUUGAAAUGUGUAGAAAUAGGGGAGGUGGGGGUGGGGGGGAUGUCUGGGUCUGACCACAGUGAGGUAUGAUUUGGGAAUUAAAGGUUUGGAGAUUUAA